AUAGCCUACGCACACACUGCUCUGAACUAUAUCCUCGAUAUCAAUUAUCAUUUGGGGUUUGCCACUCGACGCGUACGUACGUAUGUACGUAUCUCACACGUAACCAGAAGACUGCACAGUGCUAGCGCCCUUGGUUGCAAUGCUAGUUGUCAAAGCAAACAGCCGCCUACUCAGCUCAGUUGUGCAGAUUUUCAUCGUUUGCCAUUGCGACAACCUGCGCAUAUCGGGUUCACACUGGCUACUCGCUAUUCAUGCUGGAGUUCAUUCAUAAAAAGUUUCAGCUAUGCAGAGCCUGGGCAGGUUAUAUAUAUAUACUGGGGUUCAUUGCCUGGGCUACCUAACAUUGACAGACACCCAGAGCCGGUCGAGCUGGCGCGGAUUUCUAGGCAGACCUUGAAACAGUCUUUUUAUGAAACGCCAGUGCCAGCUCGUGCAAUGAAAGACACAUUUCAUCCCAGCUAUCCAUCCAACAUGUACAGUUCUUCCAAGGCCAUGGAAGCCUGUGUCAGUCCCACUUCCACCCCUACCAAGAUACAAUGGAUCAAGACUCCCUGUAUCCGGCCCUCCCAGGGCCUGCCAGCCCAGGACAACCUGACUAAGCCAGACUGGCAACCUCCAGUCAAAGGCCCGGGGAUCAUCCAGAUAGGAGAUGCACCCAGUGAUGUGCAAGGUGCAACAGAGCCUGAAGGGGUUGCCAUACCAGUUGCCAAUGUUGUUGGGUGUGCCUCAGACUUGCUGGAAAAGAGAUCAGUUUGUGACAUAAAGGCGGCACAUGGUGUAAUUGCCACAGCCCCACAAACAAGUCUUGCUGGAUGCUCCGGUGUGUCUCAGGAAGACUGCAGAUACCAGAAGUCUCCUGAUAGUGAACACGUACUGAAACAAUUCUGGCCACACAGUGUGUCAGAAACUGUCAGAUCAGGAACAAAGAAAUACCUGUCUGAAGAGACCAAAAUACUUUCCCAUCAACUUCAACCACCUUUAAAUAAUAAAUGCAAUACUGACAUGUCAUUGCCUAAAGAGGAAACUAAUUCAGUUCACAUUACCUUCCACAAAAACCACAAGCCUAUCUUGCCAGGUACUUCUGUCGAUCCUAUUCACAAACCGUGGAAGGCUGAGGGGACUGUUACUGGGGCUGGAGUGUGUCAGACAAGACAUUCCAACCUGUCUGACAUUGAAAGGCAGAGAGGACCCAUAAAGAAACGCCACAUCAACUUCCAGUCUGACGCCUUAGAUCUGAGCACCAAGAAGGCCAAAGUGGAAAGGGUAAUGAGUCCUGAGGGCCUGGAAGUGUCCCCUGAUGGGAGUUGCAUCAAAAUGCAGUCUAUUUCAAGCCACCAGGUACUGAUGGACCAUGAAGGGAUAAGUGUGACCCUGAAACAAGAACCUCAUCUAACUAACACGGCGGCCACAAAACAGGAGACUUCUCUACCACAAGCAAAUAAAUUCAUGCCAACUCCCGAUGCAAGAGACAGGAAACGCAACAUGACAGGAAACAUUUCAAACUUGGAUCAAAAACAACUAUUAACUAACCCUACAGCCAUUUCCGGUAAUCAACUUGAGUGGCAGUCAUAUGAAAUAUCUGAAAACGACAAUGCUUACUCAGCUAGAAAUCUUGUGCCUGUGCUUCCAAGCCAGGAAUUUGUGAGACAGUGGGUUAUGCAUGUAACCCAGAGCAGUGAUGUGUUUGCCACACAGAACCUCAAAGCCAAAGUCAGCCAGGAUGCAGAGUUACGCCAUUCCCCAACCUCAGUGGCCAGCUAUCAGGGUAGCGUGUCUUCCUCUCCCACUUUCCACAACCCUGGGAGAGCCUCAACCCUGUCUACAAGCACUGUCACGAAAAUGGUGAAGCCUUACGCAUGCGAGCAUUGCUCCUCCACGUUCAAGCACCGCCACCAUGUUGUCCGUCACAUGCGGGCCCACAGUGGUGAGCGCCCUUUCCGCUGUGACCACUGCAGUGCCACCUUUGCCCGUAAGUGUGUACUGACCAACCACCGGCGUACCCACACUGGGGAGAAGCCCUAUAUCUGUAGUGAGUGUGGCGACACCUUCAGCCGCAAGCACCACUUGGUUAUCCACCAGCGCACCCAUAGCGGUGAGAAGCCCUACCGCUGCCGUGACUGUGGGGCAGCCUUUGCUCGCUCACAUCAUGUCAAUCGUCACCGCAAGACUCAUGAAAAGGAGGCAGAGGUGGAUGCACAGAUACAAUGGUUGGAGUCCAACGUCCGCGGGUUGAACCACACCCUUCCCACAAUGGUGUCGCUGGGCCACUCAGGUGCCUCAUUAGACCAUGAUUUAGAAUCCAAACCAAGCCUUUCACAUGAAGUGACACCGCCUGUGGUAAAGACAACUGUGGAAAUGAUUAAAAGCCACAAGGUACAACAUACAGAGAGCACAGUCAGUACACAUAAAGACGAAAUCAUGGUGAACAGUGUGACAUAUAAAGAUUGACUUUAUAGCAUACUUAAUUCCAACUCUUUAAUGUAAACAACUCCUUAAACUUGCUCUGCCAUUAGUGUAAGUUUCAACCCGAAAAUUAGAUUUUGUUUUUAAAUUGCUAUAUUUCCAGCAAUACAAAAGUUAUUCACUUCUGAGUCAUUGAGCAAAAUUUUCUGCCAAUGUUUAGUUACUUUACAAACUUCCCAUUAUUAGUGGCCCAACAGUACUCCACGCAUAUCUUUUGUGCAUUAUGGGCACAAAAGCAACAAAAACUGAAAACCUAUUUUUCAGGCGAUGGAAAAUGCCCAAAAUAGAAAAAAAGUAUUGGUAGUUUUUGUGUUUAAAUAAAAACAUACAAAUUGAAAUUCAUUCAGAAAAAAAAGUUCAAUAUGCUGAAGAGCAAGCAUUUGUUAAGAGAAAAAGGAUGGUAUAUGCUGAAGAGCACGAGUAGAGCAACUUUAAGUGUAAAAAUUAUUACAUUUAUACCAUCUCUUAUUUGAAAAAACAACAGUUCCACUAAACACUGAGUAGCCUUUAAAGUGGCACUGUAACUUUGAGUAAAAACAACUUGAUAAGCAAUCAGAGUCUGUGAAAUUCAAAACAAUGAUGUGGAUGGUCUCUCUAAGAGUUACUAAAAGGUCAGAGGGAUUAUUCAUGUGCAAAUUGUGUCCCACAUCAAAAGCAAUGUUGAAGAUGUUUCUGGUGAUUUCCUUUUGGAAAAGGUCACUCGGGCAGCCAAAAAAUAUGUAGGUGUUAUUCCACUCUAAUAGGAUUCUUGUUCACAGGGGGAAGAGGGGGUGGUUGGUUGACAUUCGGCAGCACUGCCACAGGAGAACAAGCCACCAAUGACAUAGGUGAAAGAAGUGCUUUUCCCACCAAUGGAAAGUUAGGGAAAUUCAUGAUGCCACAAAUGAUAACAUAUUAUGUUGUCAUAGUUUUAAAAUGGAAAUUUCAAGAUGGAUCUCCUUUCUUGUAUUUUCAGACAGUUACAUCAUUUACUUGUAAAAAUUUUUUGCUGUAACAAAGAUGAUUUUAGACUACUGCACUUCGGCUCUGGAAAAUCAAUGCUUUUAUCAACAAAACAAAAUGGUAUAUAUACUGCAAAAGGUAUCAACAAAAAAAAUAACUGUCAAAUAUCAAAUUUGCUCAGUGGUGUUUUCUACACUUUGCAGUUAGUCCUAGGUGACAGAGUUAUUAUUUUUAUCUGAAAGUUUAUUUGAAAGUACUGAAGGGAAAGAAGGUACCUUAAAGAAACAAACAUCUGUGGCUGCACUCUGUGAAAAGUAUUUAGGCUGGUGAUUUAACAGGUGUGGCACAAGGUUGCAGUAAACUUUUGCAAAUUGCAAUAUGUAUUUCAGCUGAUUUGAAUCAUAUAAAAAUAUGAUUAUUUAAAAAUAUGAAAGUAGUUAUAACUUAAAUGUAAGAAGUUUUGAUAAAAUUGUAUAAAUUUGAUGGCAGGAAAGUCUUUAAUGGCAACAUUUCAAACAGAGAGUACAAUGGAAAUUCCCUCUCAUAUCCUCUGUUUGUUACUUUUUUAAUUACUUUGUGAAAUGCAUUGUCAUUGCUUUGAAAUGAGGAUGUGCUGUUUUUGCAGAUAUGAGGUUGGGCUUGUCAUAUUUGCUUUGUUGCCAUGGAUGCGACAAUCCUACAAAACCACAGGAUCCUGACGCAUGCCAAUUCCAUCAUUGUUUACAUGCACUGGACUUGGCAUCAGCAUUUUAUUUCUGUUAUUUCGAUUAGUAGUGUAGCAUUUGUCAAAUCUUAUUCAAUUUUUGCAAUGUUGGCUCAUUAACUAGUUUCUUGUGGCUAAAUUAUGUGUUAGCUAGUGGCAGCUUUUGUCAGCUUUAAUUGUGCAUUAUAAAAUUGUAUCACUUUAGAUUAUGAAUCACAUAUCAAAUUAAAACAUUGUAUAAGUAAUCACAGCGGAAAAAAAAUUGUUGCUGCUAUAUUUUGCCAAAAAGGAAUAUAUGUGUUUAACAUCAAGAUAUAUCAACUGUUUAAUUUCUGUAAGAUUUGAUCUGAAAUCCCAAGUACUGUAUUGACCAAUAACUUGAUAAUUGAUUGGUGUUUUUAUAACCUGUUGUAAGUAUUUUUCAUGACAGAAGUAUCAUUUACUUUAUUUAAUGGUUGUACUGGUAUGUACUGGUUUCGAAAAUAGUGCAUUAAAAAUGUGCCCAAAAAAACUGGUUUAACAAACUAAAAAAUAACUGCAGGCUACAUCACCACCCUCAGAAUGCACUGGAAAUAUGAUAUUGAUACAUGUAUCUGCCCUGGUUAGUUGGGGGGGGGGGCAUACAUACUCAGCUAUGAAAUUAACUGGAGCUUUGUGCAAAGAACUAAUACAGAGACACAAAAGUGACCAAAAAACCCAAUAAUCUUUUGAUUUCAAGCAAACUUGAAUCUUCAAUGAACACCAGUCAAUUUUUAUGUCAGAGCAGAAAGAGAGGAUCCAAAAAUGUUCUAAUCUUAAUUUCACAGCACAAACCACACUCUUAGUUUCCAGUGUUUGGUAAGUUAAAGAUAAAUCUGUAUCCACCUUGUAUAGCCAUUAUAUUUUUUUGUCUGGAGGCACUUUGCAAAGUAUUUUGCAGUAAAUCUCAAUUUUUCUUAGCUUCCAAAUGACAAUAUGUCAUAAUUAGGCAGAAAGAUAUACUCCGCUUUAUUUACUCCUACUUAGUAUAGGUUUGGGGUUGGUCUGUUUGUAUACGAAAUUGCAAUUAGUCCUGUUGGACUUUAAAUAAACCAUAACAAGUAAUUAAAUGUGACUGCAGUACAUUAGCAUCUGUAUUUAUAUAAGCUGGUCACUUUCAAUGCAAAUUAAAGCACUAUGCAAUAUUUUGUCACAACAA
Molecule: messenger RNA, 5285 nt
Organism: Patiria miniata (bat star)
Lineage: Eukaryota; Metazoa; Echinodermata; Asteroidea; Valvatida; Asterinidae
Exons: 2
Cellular component (GO): nucleus
Source: RefSeq, a predicted model, not a curated record